This is a messenger RNA of Cercopithifilaria johnstoni, 303 nucleotides long. The record is from the annotation of a GenBank genome assembly. Lineage: Eukaryota; Metazoa; Nematoda; Chromadorea; Rhabditida; Onchocercidae.
AUGAGCUCCAGAGUGCAAGCAGCUUUGAUCGCAAGUGCGGUUACUUCAUCAAGCAAAGUGCCAUAUUCUGUUCAUACGGAACGCCACCGCGCACCUGCUGCAGGUAUCUAUGCACACAGUCAACGGAAACACUCAUUAAGUCCCGUAUAUUCUGUACGGCAAGGAACCAAUGGUACCACAUCUACUACCGGUGUGUCACAUACUGAUCGCCUUCAAGUACAAAAAAUGUUAGUGGUAUUUCAUGUUCGAAAAAUAUUUGGGAUGUUGCUGAUAAGAAGUUAUGAUGUUUACGCGAGAUUAUAA